UCCUGGAAGAGCUCUGAUUGGCUGCUCUGCUGUCUAAGCUCAGGUGUUGCUGAUACUAAACCAGGCAGAAAAACAGCAGAGGAGGUUUCCUUUGGAGGAAGACCAGUGUCCUAACAAUGAUGAGUAACCUCUCUGUGAUUUUCCUGUCAGGUCUGAAUGAAACCAGGAUUCACAGACCCACCCUUUUCGUUCUCAGUCUACUUUGUUACUGCCUGAUUCUUCUGGUCAACGUCUCUCUGGUCGUCAUCGUCGUCUUGGAUAAGAGCCUCCAUGAACCCAUGUACAUUCUACUGUGUGCUUUUUGCAUAAACGGGCUUUAUGGGACCACAGGUUUCUACCCUAAGUUUCUGUGGGACUUGUUGUCUCCUGUCCACAUCAUCUCGUACUCUGGAUGCUUGAUUCAGGCUCAGGUCAUGUACUCCUUUGCGUGCAGUGAUCUGUCCAUCCUCUCCGUGAUGGCGUAUGACAGAUAUUUGGCCAUUUGCCGCCCGCUGGAGUACCACUCUCUCAUGUCAAAGCAGAAUGUUGUUCUGUUGGCAUGGUUUUCUUGGUUUACCCCCUUCUGCAUCAUGGGUCUGAAUGUUGUUCUGACCUCCAGGUUGAGGUUGUGUAGCCCGCAUAUGUCCAGGCUCUUCUGCGUGAACUGGAGUAUCGUCAGGCUUGCUUGUCCGCUGGAAGACACGACCGCCAACAACAUAGUUGCAAACCUGAUAAUCAUUAUCUAUGUAUGUCAUGGUUUAUUUAUCGUUUGGUCGUAUAUGUAUCUUGUCAAAACUUGCAUCAAUUCUCUUGAAAACCGAGCAAAGUUCAUGCAGACUUGUGUGCCUCACCUGGUCUCCCUCAUCACCUUCCUGGUCACUAUUCUCUUUGAUUUAAUGAACAUGCGACUUGCGUCUAAGAAUUUGGAUCAAAUCUUUCAAGAUUUCAUUGCAAUAGAGUUUCUAGUCAUACCUCCCAUCAUGAACCCUCUCAUUUAUGGUUUCAAGCUGACUAAAAUUCAAAGGAAAUUCAACAAACUCCUCACAUUCAGGUGGAAGUGA
This is a messenger RNA of Oryzias melastigma (Indian medaka), 1040 nucleotides long. RefSeq names its product olfactory receptor 142-like. The coding region runs from base 117 to 1040 and encodes 307 amino acids. The record is from RefSeq and is a predicted model, not a curated record. Gene Ontology annotation, cellular component: membrane. NCBI's taxonomy places the organism in Eukaryota, Metazoa, Chordata, Actinopteri, Beloniformes, Adrianichthyidae. Gene Ontology annotation, biological process: G protein-coupled receptor signaling pathway. Gene Ontology annotation, molecular function: G protein-coupled receptor activity; olfactory receptor activity. The transcript has a single exon.